GCUAAAAAAACAACAACCGAGCGCUUCCAUGACGUCACUUCCUACGCGCGCGAGAUUAUGCUAACAGCAGCUAACCAACCGACAACCGAAAACUUAUCCUUUAACAAUUAAUUAACACUGUCAAGCUCACCGCAGCCGCCCACUAAAGGCUUAUAGUCUCCCUGCUGUAUGCAGUGUCUUCGACAGGCGUUCAGAUGCAGCUGCAGCUCGGAACAGAGGGCUGGUCUGGUUGUCAUCCAUGACGAGGACGUAGCUGUGUCUGUUGUUGUGUCAGUAGUUCCAGUAAUUUAUAGCUAGAUAUAAACAAAUAUAUAUCUAAACCGGUAAUUUACUAGCUAUCGUUAUUUUUAUAGAGGAAGGGUCUUGAUUUUUCUCUGGUAUUUAAACCUUUAGUUUCAUUCCGACUCGGAUUUCAAGUGUUAGUUUUUUAGUAUUCGGUUGCGAUGAAGCUGCAGUGUGAUGUCGAGGUGGUGAAUCGGAUGCUUCCCACGUUUGGGAUGAAAAGUCGAGGGAAGGGUGCGAGAGCUGUGCUGUCCAUCGGGAAGCAUUUGGACAAGACGAGUCAACGCAACAACAUUUACAUGAUGAUCUGCACAGCCAAAGACAGAGCAGGCUCAAAGUACAAGCUGAAGGACAACAUAGAGAAGUUCUUCACUUGGUUUGUGGCAGAAGGCAAGGCCACUGUGAGAUUAAAGGAACCGGCUGUUGACAUUUGUUUAAGCAAGGCCGAUGCAAACAGCUUAAAGAACUUCCUCUCAGCUGCUCGUUUGGCAGACAGAGGAAGUGACGCGGGCAGCCUUCCUCUCUCCACGCUCACUCCUGUUCGCGCCAGAGACGUAGAACAACCCAAGAAGAAGCUCAGCAUCGUCUCCAGGAAGGACUACCCCCUCACCUCCAACUUCCCCUACUCUCUGGAGCAGCUGCAGGUCUCCUACUGCAAACUGUCCCGAGUGGACAUGCGGAUGCUGUCCCUUAAAGCUCUCCGCAAGCUAGACCUUAGUAAUAACCACAUCAAAAGACUCCCCGCCACCAUCGGGGACCUCAGCUGCCUGUCUGAGCUCAUCCUCCACAACAACCAGCUGGAAGCCUUCAGCGAGGCCCUCUGCCUGUCCACACUGCAGCGGACCCUCCAGCUCCUGGACCUCAGCCAGAAUCGACUGCAGUCCCUCCCCGCUCACUUCUGCCUGCUCAAAGAACUAGUGCACCUCAAGCUGGAUGACAAUGAGCUUGUCCGCUUGCCGUUCCACAUCGGCCGACUCUCAAAGUUGAGGUUCCUGUCGGCGGCGCAUAACCAGCUAGCUGUGUUGCCCAGUGACUUCCGGAAGCUGAGUCUGGAGAACCUGGACCUGUUUGGGAAUCCUUUUAACCCAUUUAACCACACAAUGAAAAUUGCAAUACCCCUUCCACUUCAAGAAAUGGCUUCCAGAGCUGUGGCCAACCUCAGGUUACCAUACGGACCUCACCUCAUCCCUGCCCACUUGUGUCGGGACCUCGAAGUAGCUAAGACCUGCGACUGCGGCCGUGUAUGCAUCAAUUUCUACAUCGAGACGGCGGUCAGCAUGAACCUGCACCAAGUCUCUCACACAGUGGUCCUGGUGGACGACAUGGGUGGCACAGACGCUCCCGUGCAUCAGCACUUCUGCUCCCUCUUCUGCUACUCUAAGUUUUUAGACAACUCCCUCCAGAGAGGAAUCCGAUGAGGCAGAACAAACUCUUCUGUUUGACAGGAAACACACUAACACCUGGAUAUGGCUGUGGAUUUUGAAAUAGGUCGCUAGCUAUGAGAGACUGUCGGAGGCUACAGUUUUCUAGUCAUGCCUAUAAAUGAAAGGACAAUAUUGACUCUGUUGAACUUUGGUAUUAAAAGUACUUCAAGCGACCUCUUUGACACUUUCACUGUCACACAUCUUCUUUCCUGUUCUUCCUGCCUCUUAA
This is a messenger RNA of Etheostoma cragini (Arkansas darter), 1935 nucleotides long. RefSeq names its product leucine rich repeat protein 1 (gene lrr1). Gene Ontology annotation, molecular function: protein binding. NCBI's taxonomy places the organism in Eukaryota, Metazoa, Chordata, Actinopteri, Perciformes, Percidae. Bases 444 to 1700 code for a protein of 418 amino acids. The transcript is spliced from 5 exons. The record is from RefSeq and is a predicted model, not a curated record.